CGCCGCCGCCGCCGCCGCCGCCGCCGUGCAGCCUCCCGGAGGCCUGCAUGGCCGGGCAUGGGCAGCGCCGCGCCCUCCCGCCCCGCGGCCGGGCCUGACCCCCGCUGCUCCUCCGCCUCCGCCUCCGCCUCCGCCUCCGCCUCCGCCUCCGUCUUCAUCGUCCUCCUCCGCCUCCUCCUCCUCCUCCUCCUGGGCCUCGCCCUGCAGCUGCCGCCCCCAGGCGCCUGCCAACAGCCGGCCCAGUGCCGCAUCCAGCGCUGCACCACGGACUUCGUUACCCUGACCUCCCACCUCAACCCCGCCGCCGAUGGCUUCGACUCGGAGUUCUGCAAGGCCCUGCGGGCCUACGCGGGCUGCACGCAGCGGACCUCCAAAGCCUGCCGGGGGAACCUGGUCUACCACUCGGCCGUGCUGGGCAUCAGCGACCUCAUGAGCCAGCGCAACUGCUCCAAGGACGGGCCCACGUCCUCCACCCACCCCGACCUCCCCAACGAGCCCUGCAGCUACCCCGGGGACUCAGAGCCGGGGCCCCCGGCUCACCUCUUCUGCGGCCUGUUCGGGGAUCCUCACCUCAGGACUUUCAAGGACCACUUCCAGACCUGCAAGGUGGAGGGGGCCUGGCCCCUGAUCGAUAACAACUACCUGUCGGUCCAGGUGACCAACGUGCCAGUGGUGCCCGGCUCGAGCGCCACCGCCACCAAUAAGAUCACCAUCAUCUUCAAGGCGUACCCCGGCUGCACGGAGCAGAAAGUGUACCAGGCGGUGACGGACGACCUGCCGGCGGCCUUCGUGGACGGCACGACCAGCGGCGGGCCGGGCGAGCGCCAGAGCCUGCUGGUGGCCGAGCGGGAGAGCGGGCGGCUGGUCGAGCUGCGGGCCCGCCACCUGGGCACCACGCUCUUCGUGCGCCAGCAGGGCCGCUACCUGACUCUGGCCCUGCGCAUGCCCCGCGCCCUGGCCCUGGCCUACGAGGAGAGCCAGGAUCUGCAGCUGUGCGUCAACGGCUGCCCGCUGAGCGAGCGCAUCCCGGACGGGCAGGGGCGGGCGCCCGCCGCCCCGGCCCUCCCCGCGCCCCUCCCGGCCCCGGCCCGGGCCCGGCCGGGCUCCACGCUGGCCGGGGCCGCCGCCCGCUGCCGCGAGAAGCUGCCGCUGGACGACAUCUACUUCCAGUCUUGCGUCUUCGACCUGCUCACCACGGGCGACGCCAACUUCACCGCGGCCGCCCACAGCGCCUUGGAGGACGUCAAGGUGCUGCACCCGCGGCCCGAGCGCUGGCACAUCUUCCCCGGCCCGGCCAGCGGCGGCGGCCCCGCGGGCCCCCGCGCCGGCCCCCUCCGCCUGGGACUCCUCUGCUGCGUCCUUGUUGCGUUUUUGUAGGGUUUUUUGGUCUAACAGAAGUUUUAAA
Tachyglossus aculeatus (Australian echidna) is the source of this 1405-nucleotide messenger RNA. RefSeq names its product repulsive guidance molecule BMP co-receptor b (gene RGMB). The record is from RefSeq and is a predicted model, not a curated record. Bases 58 to 1377 code for a protein of 439 amino acids. Gene Ontology annotation, molecular function: coreceptor activity. The transcript has 3 exons. Gene Ontology annotation, cellular component: plasma membrane. NCBI's taxonomy places the organism in Eukaryota, Metazoa, Chordata, Mammalia, Monotremata, Tachyglossidae. Gene Ontology annotation, biological process: BMP signaling pathway.